Nymphaea colorata (pocket water lily) is the source of this 1495-nucleotide messenger RNA. Its product is annotated as PI-PLC X domain-containing protein At5g67130-like. The coding region runs from base 99 to 1247 and encodes 382 amino acids. Gene Ontology annotation, biological process: lipid metabolic process. The record is from RefSeq and is a predicted model, not a curated record. Gene Ontology annotation, molecular function: phosphoric diester hydrolase activity. The transcript is spliced from 7 exons. Lineage: Eukaryota; Viridiplantae; Streptophyta; Magnoliopsida; Nymphaeales; Nymphaeaceae.
UUUCCAUUUCUAAUCUCUCUCUCUCUCUCUCUCUCUCUCUAUAGAGGGCUUCCAUUGGUUAGGCGCCUGACCUCUCUCCAGAUCAGAGAAAGAGGGAGAUGAAGAGAAUAAGGGCAGAAGCUUCGUUGAUGGCGAUAGCACUGGGAAGAGGCCUGUUGGCUUCUGUACUGUUGGUGAGCAGUAUCUGCUGGGGGGCAGACGGUGGUGGCCUCUGCUUCUUCACCGGCGGCCACUGCCAACAAGGGGACAAAUGCAUCAGGAACAGCAACUGCGCUCAGGGUCUCCACUGCGAGACCUGCAUUACCAAUGGCGGUCUCCUCCCGAGAUGCACUCGUAUCGCCUCCCUCAACCCCACCUCUCUGGUGGGAGGUCUGCCAUUCAAUCGGUAUUCCUGGUUGACGACGCAUAACUCGUUCGCCAUACUUGGGGAGAAGUCGGCGACUGGAGCUGUCAGGCUUUCGCCCUCCAACCAGCAGGACUCCAUUACCUCCCAGCUCAAUAACGGUGUGCGGGGACUGAUGUUGGACAUGUAUGACUUCAACAACGACAUUUGGCUCUGUCAUUCCUUCGGUGGAAAAUGCCAUGACUACACUGCUUAUCAACCGGCCAUCGACGGACUCAGAGAGAUUCAGGCGUUCCUCGAGUCCAAUCCGUCCGAGAUCGUCACGAUCUUCAUAGAGGACUACGUGACCUCACCUAACGGACUCACGCGUCUCUUCACCAGCGCGGGCCUGAUGAAGUACUGGUUCCCGGUGUCCCGAAUGCCCAAGCACGGGGAGAAUUGGCCCACCGUCACGGACAUGGUGAACAAUAACCAGAGGCUGCUCGUCUUCACCUCCAAGUCCGCCAAGGAGGCCUCGGAGGGCGUCGCCUACCAGUGGAGAUACGUCGUGGAGAACCAAUAUGGAAACGGGGGGAUGAAGGCAGGUGCCUGCCCAAAUCGAGCGGAGUCAUCGCCCAUGAACACACCAACAAGAUCCCUCGUCCUGGUGAACCACUUCCCCGACACCCCUGAUCUCGUCACCGCUUGUAAGGACAACUCCGCCGCCCUGCUCAGCACGCUUGCCGCCUGCUCUCAGGCUGCCAACAAUCGAUGGCCUAAUUUUAUCGCUGUUGAUUUCUACAAGAGGAGUGAUGGUGGUGGAGCUCCAUAUGCUGUGGAUGUGGCCAACGGGCACCUGGUAUGCGGCUGUCAAAGUAUCGGCAACUGCAAGCCAAACAUGACCAUCGGCAGCUGUGGUUCUUAAGAGAUCUGAAGUCUGAACUACCACCUUUGGCAAAGGCCAGGCGCCUCGAGGGGCUUGUGAACAAAGAGGGAAUACAUAUAUAUAUAUAUAUAUAUAUGUAUGUGUGUGUGUUCUUCUUCUUCUGAGAAAUAAAAGCCAUGUUAAUUAUGCUUCCUUUCCGUAGAUGAUCAUCACAACAUAUGCUGUGGAUAUGCCCUACACUUGUGUUGUUCUCUCACGUACUGAAUGGUUUAUCUACUUAUUGGUUA